AUGGAUGACGAAAAGAAUCUGGAUACGGCGCAGAAAGAUAUACGAGCCUUACUCAUUGCAUCUAAGAAUGGGCUUAGCAUUCAGGAACUGGAACAUGAUUAUAGAAUGAUGAUUGGUUCACAUAUACCUCUGCGGACCUUAGGCUACCGAUCUACUAUGGAAAUGGUUUUAGAUAUGCCAAAUGUUGUGCAUGUCCAAUCAAGAUGUGAUGGCACUGUAUUGUUAUCAGGUAUGUACCUUUUUAGUGUCUCAGAAGUAGAAAAACAUGUUUUAGGUAGGUAUACGAGAUCUUUCUGUAAAAAGUUCUUCUUAAUGGCCCAUCUAUAAAGGCACCUUGUGUUUUGUAAGUUCCAGAGUUAAGUGUCUCCAGGUCCUUCUCCAGUCCAGGGUAGCUCUGGAUAGAUCUGGGAAGAAUGGCAGCUGAUAUUCUUCAAAGGAGUAGGGUCAUGAACGCCUGCAUGUCAGUGCCGUUUUGGAGGCGUAUUAUGACGUCACUGUGCACUCCUGUAGCGCUUGCCGGAGGAGCUGGGAGCUUGUAGCAUCCAUCCAGAGUAAUUAAUUUGGCUUGUUUGGCCGAGAAUAGUUGGGUUAGAAGCCUCUAGAACAGGUGAGGUAUUUCAGCUGUGGCGAUAUCAUCGUGAAGGCCUCACACCUUUGUUUUUCCACUGCCUCUGGUCCUCCAUUGCCUCCAUGCGGUACUGUGUCUGCACCUGUUCGCGUCGUAACGUGGAGAGUUCCCGUUCUAGGGCAGUAAGCCGUGUCUCAUGGCCUGCUGUGGUAAUCUCAGUUUCGUAAAGGCGUGCCGUUACUCCGCUGAUCUCUUCUUUAAAUGCACAGAUGUCCGCAGCGAUAUUUCGGCGUAACUCGUCAAAGAGGGCCUUCAGGGUACCUUCCGUCACUGGUGUCCCAGAUUUUCGAUCAGACUGUAUAGCACCUUGCUUGCCUCUAGUCUGUACCUCCAGUUCCAUCAAAUCAGGUAGGGACGUUUCAUUGGACGAGCAAGACUGCCAAUCUAAGAGAGGCGCCAUGACAGGCCUCGUGAAGCAUUGGGGCCUCCAUAAGAGAUCGGCGGUUGUUGGGGGCUUAUCUGCCUGAUAUUUUUAGAGUUACACCCGAUGGUAGCUGGAGACAGCAGCUCUCUCUUGGGCAGGUUUUGUGGGUACAAACUGGUGAAAUAGCCGUUUUAGCUCGUGGCUUAGCGGAGCUCUCACAGGAUGCGUCGGAUCAGUCAGGCAGCUGGCUCUGCACCUCUUCAGGAUUGGAACUUCCAUCCAUCCUGGUAGAGCAAAUUGGAACUGACUGAGGGCACCCCUUGUACUACUAGCAUUAUUCUGACAACUUCCCAGUGCUAAAGUGGUGCCUAAUCUACUUGUCCUGACACACAAACUAAUUUCAGAAUGUGGUAUAUGCCUUGAGUCCAUGGCACUAACCUCUCACAUUCCCUGUAGCAGACCUGCCACUUGCCUACGGCAGAGGUAAAGGCAGAAAAGCUGCCUGCCCAGAACUGGGUGAUGGGAAUAUCCCACCAAUGUACUAUGCAGCCCAUAACUUAUCUUAUCAUGUCUGUGCUUACUAACCUGUUUUGCUAGGGAGAAUACCUUUCUAUGAUGUACUAGUUCAAAAAAAUAUUAAGUACUGUGAUGUGAGACCUUUUUGUAUGAACUUUAAUUUUUAAUUUUCUAUUUUCUUUUUUGUCACACAAGCUGUGGUUGAUGAAUCUACUAAAAGCAUUGCAGAUUUGGUUUCACGUCAGAAGAACCCAUCUAAAUCAAAACCAAGAAAAAGGCGUGUUUUGAGACCUAGAUAUCAUGUAGACAUAACAAGACGUGGAAGAAUAGCUCCUGUGCUCCCGGCAACAGUGAAGAGUGAUCUGCGAGACUUGCUGUCCAUUUCACCAUUGCUGGUCUCAGAAUUGGAGAAGGCCUUCGCGUCUCGGUUUGGACGUAGUUUUCAGUAUUCUCGCUAUGGUUUCUACUCUAUGUUAGAAGUUAUCAGAUCUAUCUCUGAUAUUGUUCAAGUGAAACAGACACGAGCUGGUUCAUUGCUAGUGCUACGGACACCUGAGGAUAGUGAAACAGCUGGUGAGAAGCCAAGUGAUUUAAAGGUGUUAUGCUUCCCUUUUCUUUGUUCCUCUAACCAUUAUGGAGCUAUUUUAUUUUCCUUAUGUUUCUUUUCUGUUUCUCCAUAGGCUGUAGAUUUUUGUAACUUUUUUAUUUAUUAUUUUUUUGCCUUUUGUGAAACAUCACAUUUUAGGAACUGGUUUGAAACGGGCUAGUGCUUCUUCCUUAUUGAAACAUGUAACUACUCCCAUGGCAUCUUACAGAAUUCCAGAUCAAACUCAAUCACAAGGCAUGACAAAAAUAACAUCUGUGCAAGGAAAAGGUCUGGUCAACCCAACCACCAGUCAUCCAUGUUUACAGGCUUCCACCAAGUUAGCAGAAUCUCCGAACUCCUCUGAAGUGAGCUGUAAAAAGAAACCUGUGGAGAAUACAAACAGCUUGUAUGUAAGCACUUCUCAGGAGGAGCAUCAGGUGGCAGAAGGAAGCAGAAGACCAGAAAGCCAUGCAGCUUUGAAUAGCCCCUCCAGUCCAGCUAGGUCGCCAGAUCCCAUUACCAAUAGUUCUAUCAGAAAGAAUCAUCUAUUAGAAGAAAUUAAAACUCCCGAAUCACAAGGAUCAAUGAAAGAGAAAGAUCAUGUUUCUCCUUUGGCACCUGCUAAAGAUGACAGCUUGCAGUGGCUGGAAACAAAGGUGUGGUCUAUUUAUGUACUUACUAGUACUUUGUGCACUCACUGUCUUUAGCAUAUUUCCCUGUCGUUGCUGCUAUCUUUAUACUGUCCAUAUUUCUAUCACGUUUUUUCAAAUAUUUCUUAAAGGAACACUCCACGCACCAUAGCUAUAACUAUGCCACAAUUAAAUUAUGAUGUGAUUACUAAUAUCAACUUCCAUUAUUUUGAAAUCCACGGCUUUUGGAACACAGUCCCUUUAGUGUCCUCAAUGAAAUACAUCUUCCAUAAACGCCCUAUUCACUUUUUUUUUUUUUUUGUAAAUCUUUUUUAUUGAAAAGGACUUAGCUAGAGAAUUAGGCACGCAGGCCUAAUUAUUAUUAUUUGGAACAGUGCUUGAUUACAUUGUUACUUCACAUAAAGAGCAUAAUUGCAUUUUAUAUAAGUAUGCCAUGAGAGUGUUGUUUAAACAUUUAAACUUUGUUCUACACACGGACAGGCAUAUAUAAUUGUCAUCCAAGGCUUGGUGCAUGUCACCAUGUGAGCGUCUGGCCGUUUCCCUCCAUCAAGUAUGAGGUUGAUAGUUCCCACCCCCUAUUCACUUAAAUGAAAUGUUAAAAGAGGUUAAUGGGAAAUGUAGAGGCCAUUUGUGCAUUUUAGUAUGUGCCAACUGCCAGUAUGGGAUACAUAGAGCACUCACAAAUAGCCAUGGACAGCUCUGGAUGUGCUGAGAGAUCUCUGCUAUUUCCUAGUUUAUGUCAAGGGCUGCAAAUGUGAUCCAUAGCCUAGGGAUUUGCCAUAAAUGUGUAUAUAAGUGUGUGUGUGUAAAAAUUAAAACUCUAGUUUUUAAUUGUGGGUGCUUAUUGUCCAUUUUUUUUUCUCCAACUUCCAUAAUACUAUGUAAAUGUUUUUUUUUUUCUUUGCUAGAUAAUAGUUUUUUGUUGUUUUUUUUUUUUUUUUAAAUGUCUUAUGUGUGAUUAAUCUUGCUCUAGUGCAUUGCUGUUAGAUCCUAAAGUGAAAUCAGGCUGAAAUUAGUGAAAUACCUUUUAUUUUUACAGUUGGAAAAGGAGCUGAGAUUAUGCUUGGCACAGAAGGGAGCUGGUGGAAAUAUCAGUCCAGAUCUUCGACUGGAGAUACAACACGUGGGUUUAAUAAUACAUUCCUACCCCAUAUAAAAUAUCCAGUCAGAUUGAAGGGAGAAUAUAGAAACAUGUUGUUUAUACAGUUUAAUGUAAUCAUACAGAUUUGAUUCACUAAUUUAUUGCUGUUCAGUCUACUUUUAAGUAUUCCUAAUCAAACAGAACGGUUCAUGCUGUCUGGUUGCCUACUGAUAUUACUUGUUAAUGAUUCUCUUCGAUUUCAGAUUGUCAAACAGCAUCCAGAGGGAUUACUGGUUUCUCAGCUCCCUGUUGUGUUUAAGGUAAGCACCUUUUUUGAAGUGGGCUCUGUUGUCAAAAUGUAUAUGCAUAUAGUAAGAAUUUUGUGUGAAUGAGUGCAGUAUGUGAUUCGAGAGAACUUGGAGGCAUUGGCUAGACUAUUCUGUAUUUGUAUUUAGAAUUGUCUAGGGAAGGACCUGCCAUACAGACACCUGGGGUUCAUGUCUGUAAUGGAGCUCAUAGGCUCUCUCGGCGACAUGCUUCAUUUGGAAAGGACAAAGGAUGGGAAAGACUGGUAUUUGUUUGACCUGGAAACAACAGGUAGAAAUUCCGGUAAGGACUCUGUACGUGAUUUCUUCAGUGUGAUUGUAGACGGUUGGUGAUGUGAUUAGAAUUACAAUUCAUCAUUACAGCAGUUAUAACUACUCCGUCUGCAUGGAUGCAUGGAAUAGCCUUCCAGCUGAAGUGGUAGAGGUUAACACAGUAAAGGAGUUUAAGCAUGCAUGGGAUAGGCAUAAGGCUAUCCUAACUAUAAGAUAAGGCUAGGGACUAAUGAAAGUUUUUAGAAAAUUGGGCAGACUAGAUGGGCCGAAUGGUUCUUAUCUGCCGUCACAUUCUAUGUUUCUAUGUCUUUUAACUAAAGUGUUACUAUUUAUCAGAUGACCCUAUGAUGCUGGCGUCCACUCGAUCGCUUUCCAACUGGGAUUUGCCUCAGCCAAAGGUGAUGCAUAUGAAGCCAAUGGAGCUCAAAGCUUGUCAAGCAGAUGUAAAUCUCUGGGUAUGAUUAGGAUGACUGUUUAAGCUUUAAAAGUCAUAUACUUAUAUGAGAUAUAUUAUAAAGUUAGGUGUCAGAUCUGGUGGACACAAUUGUUUUUAUUAUUUAACAGUGAGGAGGAAGACUUUAAAAUGAAGCUUUGUUUUGCAAUGCAUGUUGUGCUUUGGCUAAAUUAGAACAUGUAUUCUGUGUAUUAUGCCUGCAAAAAAAAGCAAGCAAAUGUAUAUAUUAAAGGGUAUUCUAAACAAUAUAACCACUAAUUUUAGUGGUGUUGGUUUUAAAGAGUUUUCAGGUACCAACACGCAGGUUUGUGUCAAAACUCUUUCAAGUGGUUUGAGGCAAACUGGGGUUCUUUUGGCACAUAAAACCACUCUAUGUUUAGGCCCAUCAACUGUAAAUGGCACUGGUAAAGUCUUGGUUUUUUGUCAAAGUGCUCAAAAUAGUUUGAUGCAAACAUAAAGAGAUUGGCCAGGGUUACCAUGGUUCCCAAAUAAAGACAAAAUAGUUAUGUCAAAUGGAUAAUGGUGCUGAUCCCACACGCUGUGGCUCUUACAGUGAACAGUGACAAACAAAAUACAGAAAAGGGAGGGAAGCGCUACCAGAAAAUUGUGAAUGUAAGUGCUACCACAUUUAUUGAAGAGGAAGCUUUUUGGGAAUAGCCUUUUCUCAGUGCAUCUUUUUUUCUGAAGCACCACCUCUCUGUUAAGGCCACAAACAUUUACAUGAACUAAAACUGACCGAUAGUACGUUGUGAGAUGGCCAACUCUUUAACAGCAUGUCAGGAUACACAUUGGCUCUUUACAACCGUUCCUUAGGUUUGCAUGACAUGGUCACUUUUACCUACAUUCAGAUUAUUCAGUCUUCUAUGGCAGCUUAAAGUUUAUAUUUCCCAUGUAAAGGGGGGGAAAAGGCUGCAUAAUGUGUGAUUUAUUCUUUAAUAGUAAACACUUUCUCAUUGCUUAUCAUUAUGUCUUCUUUGUCUUUUAAGUGGGGACCUCUGGAAUUACAAUUACCAUUAAAUAAAGAGAACGAAAUCCCUCCUGAUGCUGUUAGACAGCAGAAACUACACAGCUUAUCUCGUAUGAAACGUGGCUUUAUGAUUGGUGUUCUUGUCGAAAACAUUACAUCUCCCAGUGAGUUCUAUAUCCGGUGCUAUGGGAAAGACACAUCUGAAAAGCUGGAGGACAUGAUGAUAGAAAUGAGGUGAAAGCAAGAUUUAUUUUUCUUAAUUGUUAGUUGUUUUUUUUUUUUUUUUUUUAUUGUUAAAUGGAUCCUAUAGUGCCAGGAAAACAUACCUGUUUUCCUGGCGCUAUAGGCUCUUGGAGUGCCCCCUCCCUCGGCGCUGAAGAGGUUAAAACCCCCUUCAGCCACUUACCUUAGUCCAUCGCCGGUGACCUCUGCUCCCCCGCCGACGUUCCCUCCCGAGUGGAGUCGAAUGCACAUGCGUGGCCAGAGACGCAAUCAUUUAAUCCCGCCAAUAUGAAAAGCAUUACUCAAUGCUUUCCUUUGGGGAUCUUGUAUGACGCUGGACUCCAUGAGGACGUCCAGCGUUAAAUAGAUGCGAUUUACUCCAUGUAAAUGGCGGAAUCGGCCUCUAGUGGCUUUCAGGGAGACAGCCACUAGAGGCUGGAUUAACCCUGCAGUAUAAACAUAGCAUUUUCUGGGAAACUGCUAUGUUUUCAGCUGCAGGGUUAAAACUAGGGGGACAUGGCACCCAGACCACUUCAUUGAGCUGAAUUGGUCUGGGUGCCUAUAGUGGUCCUUUAAUAGUUGUUAAAUUAUAAAUUUACGUGUUAAGCUCAUAGAUAUUUUUGUACAACACCUUUCCCCAGUUAGUACCAAAUACGUGUCCAGCCCUAGUAUCGUUUACUUAUUAGGUUAGUGGUUAUUAUUGAUUUGCAUUGUCAGGGGAAACAUGCUUAAAAGGACACUAUAGGCACCCAGACCACUUCAGCUCCUUGAACUGGUCUGGGUGCUGUGUCCCUAUUGCACUUAGUUUUGCAAUGUAAAACAUUGCAGUUCAAAGAAAAUGCAACAUUUACAUUGCAGCACUUAGUCCGCCCCCAAUGGCUAUGUACCAGACCGCCACUAGCGGUGCUUUCUGCUUGCUAGUUGGCUUUUGGUCGACUAACUCACGCUGGACAUCCUCACUCUCUGCAAAAGGACAUCCAGUGUUUGCUAAAUCCCUAUAGAAAAGCAAUGAGAUCAUGCUUUCCUAUGGGAAGGGCCUAAUGUGCUUGCAGCGCUCACCAUGCAUGCGCAUUAGGUUCCUCGGUCUUUGCAGUACUUGGUUUAUUGAGACCCCAUAAGAUUUAUUUGCAGGGAAUGCUAUGUGAAUUUCAAUUUCAGAGUUAUGUGACUAAGUACAUGAAGUGUGAAUUGCUGAACUGAGAACACAGCUGGUUUGUGGAAUGUUUAAAAUUGGGCUAUUGUGGCCUUACAUUUAAAAUUCACUCUCAAGUCCUGACAAUUCCCAAUACUGUAUAGCUACAUUUGAGGGCCAUUUCUUAUUCCUUUUGUAAAAACAUAGCAUUCUAUCUUUCCCUGUUCUUAUUUAUUUAUUUUUUUAAAGAGAUUGACCCCAGAUGUGAACCCAGAAGCAUUAGCAGUGUGGUGGUGGUGGUGUUGUUUUUGGGUGGGAUGUGACAUAGAUAUCUUUAACAUUAAAGGAACACUCAAGGGUGCAAUGCAAUAGUAAUUUGUUUUAUGCACUAGGUAAGAUUUUUUAAAUAAAUAUGCACCAGCAACGUAACCAUUAUUACAAGUAAAUUCACUGCCUACAUUAUUUCCAAGUAUGUCUUCACUACCUCUAAUUCUUCAAAACUCAAGGAGUUGUCAGAAACUCUCUAUUCAGUGUGGUGCAUAUAUAUCUCUGAGCAAUGCCUUCUUUAUUACUUUUUUACCUUCGUCAGUUUACUAAGAGGGGCGGGGGGAGUCUGUAAAGUAAACACAGCCUUCAUCUGUUUUUCCAUACAGAAGACUGUACUUAAAGGACCACUCUAGGCACCCAGACCACUUCAGCUUAAUGAAGUGGUCUGGGUGCCUGGUCCAGCUAGAGUUAACCCAUUUUUUUUUUAUAAACUGCUAUGUUUAUAAAUGGGUUAAGCCUUCCUCCAAGUCCUCUAUUGGCUGUCUCACGCUAGAGGCGUUUGCAUGAUUCUCACUGUGAAAAUCACAGUGAGAACACGCAAGCAUCCAUAGGAAAGCAUUCUGAAUGCUUUCCUAUGAGACCGGCUGAAUGCGCGCACAGCUCUUGCCGCAUGUGCGCAUUCAGCCAAAUGGGAGGAUCGGAGGAGGAGAGCUCCCCGCCCAGCGCUGGAAAAAGGUAAGUUUUAACCCCUUUCCUCUCCCCAGAGCCAAGCCGGAGGGGGUCCCUGAGGGUGGGGGCACCCUCAGGGCACUAUAGUGGUCCUUUAAUUUGCAAGCAGAUGCUUGGGGUCAGCUACCCCAUAAUACAUUGCUGGAAGAAAUAGCCAGGACAUGCCGAUAUAGUCUUCAACCAAACUACUUACCUUUCCAAGAAAGGAAAAUGAUUCAAAACGGUGGCAGAGAUCAGUGAAUUGUAUUGACAAAUGUGCAUGAUUUGUGUUUUUUCAUAAUGAAAUAUUGACAAAAUUGUAAUAGGUUUAUAAUAGUUGUUACAUUGUGAAUUUGCUGAGCUCAUCUUUAAAUAGAGAGCGGCACGCACACAUGAUUUUUAAUUUAUUUACUUUACCAAAGAACAUUUUUUUCAACAAAGAUUUAAGGUGGUAAAGUUACCGAAUUAAAAAAAAUAAAUAAAUAAUUACAACUAAAGCAAUUUACUUGUUUAUCAUAAACCUGCUUUUGGACCAUAGCAUUGCAUGCUCUUGCUUUAUCCCACUGGCCAACUGAUAUGGGCAACUGCACAAAGAAUAUUAAAGAACAAUGCUGUUGGAGAUCUCAUACACUAAGUCUGUUUUGUUCAAGUUAAAGCCCUUACACCUCUUCUGGGCCUCAAUAAAGGUGUAUAUGUUGUCUUACCUGCUGUAUCUAAAGAAGAGGACUUGGCAAAAUAAGGCCCUUCUGCAUGAUAUCCAUAAGCUGUUAGAAGCCAGUAUGUAAUUAGUUAAGAAAUAAUUUACUGCCCUGACUGGUCAUGUGGUGGUGGAGAAUGUGGGUGACAAGCUAUGCAAAGAUACAUUUGACCAGAAAUCCUGUUCAGAGUUGUCUGUCUGUGUAAAGAACUGACCUAAAGACUAUGAUCUACUAAGCAACCCCCAGUUUAUUUCCACUUGCCUGUGUACUUUUAUUACCCUCUACCUCUUGUUCGCUACCCAGGACAUCAUAUCCGGAAAUCAGAGUGUCCAGAUGCUAUUAAGCGGGAAUAACCUGUGUUUCUUCUGGAACUCUGGCUUGACCACACUCAACCCCUUUCUCCGGUCAUAUUGUACCUCGGUUUUCACCACCUUCCCAACAACCCAGGAUGGCACUUUUUGAAAGGAAUCACCUACCCCUUUAGUCCACCAAUCACUCUCUGUAACCAACAGGGAGCUCCCCUUCCCCACCAAGAUAUAAACCCCAUUAAUAUACAGAGAGAUAGCUCUGACCACUUUAGUCAUCCUUUCCACAAUGGUCGGCUGAAAGGCGAUCACAUUUGGACAAUAUACCAUGGAUCCGAGCUUUAUUUUUACAAAAACGACCUUUUAAAUGAUGUAUGACAUGUGGAGUUACCUUGAGGUUUAAUGCAUGUUUUGGGGGUAUUUCUGUAUUACGUUCUCUGUAUCCAGGAGAUGAUUAAUCCACCGAGGCUCAACUCUAUUAUCUCCCAGAGAGACGCCUGGGCGGGCUUAAGAGUUUCUGAAUAGACACCCCAUGCUGGAGAUCUGGGUAUAAAUGUAUGUGCUUUUGCCUAAUAAAACCAGUUGUUAUAUCCUUCAUCAAGACUCAACUGAUAUUUGGGUAUAUGGGAGCUGUAAUCACUACUUCACUGCAGGACCUGGGAGAGAGACUAUGACAGAGAUACCACUCUGGGUACAGGCGCUCCUUUACAGUCUGCAUUGCAAAUAUGGAGGUCCAGAGCAGAUGUCCUAAGGAUAAACUAGCUCCCUCAAUCUAUUUGCAGGAUAUUUUCUACACUGUUGCCGCCCUAAAUAUUACAUGCUUAUUCAACUUGAUUGAUGUUUUCAGCUCAGAGUCACCAAAAGUCCUGGCUGAAGCUGCAACAUCUGUCCUGCUCAUAUUCCAGCAUGUCUUGCUUAAAGACUUGUUCAUGAAGAAUCUGAGAUUUCAACCAACACUGACUUUUUCCCCCUGACCUUUUAUAGGACUUUUGGCUUGUAGUUGAGCAUGGGAAGAGUCAUAGCAUUCCCAAAUAGCAGAGGCCUGAGACAUUGCAAUUAUGUGUCCCUCUUUUGAGAGCUUCUUUAGCCUCAGGCUCCCCAGUCUAAAUUUGAGUCCACUUACUGCUAAAGCUACCGUUUUUGUACUAUCUGCAUUGAGCUUUAUCCACAUGUUGUUUUUCUUCAUUUUAUAGUUCUAUCAGGUGGUCCAUAAUGUAUUUAUUUGUGAUGUUUUCACCCACAGUAUCAGUCAGUAAUCUGAACUAGUUAAGCCUAUCGUUAAGAUUAGUUGUUGGUUGCUAUAGCUAUUUGAUUGUGGUACAUUUUAUUAUAUAGUGUGGUUUAUCUAAUGUUAUACAUUGAGAUAUAUAUGUACAAGAGAGAGAGCUAUGUGUAUAUGUAUGUAUGUGAGUGUAUUUAUAAUAUAUUCAAGCUAAAUAACAAUAUUGGAGGAAAAAAGAACAGCAUCUCUGGAGCCCUUUCAGUGAUAUUGAGAAAGGACUCAUAAGUCCCUUGUCUUGUUUUAUAGGCGUUGCUAUUCUAAUGAAUGUGUUUCGGAACGCUAUGCUGUGCCUGAUAACUGCAUCUCUGUCGGGGAGAUCUAUGCUGUAAAGGUGACUGGAGAUGUGUGGUGGUAUAGAGUUAUUGUGCAUGCUAUUGUCAACGACGAAGAGGUGACUGUAUAUUAUCCUGACUUUGGCACCGUGUCCACGGUUAAGAGAUGCUUGUUGCGUUUUCUCAAGUAAGUUGGAGGUUGUUCUUUGUAAUACAGUCAUACUAAUUUUAUUAAUCUGCAUCUUCCUUCAUUCAUUGUGAUUGCUCAUCCCUUCUGACUAUCUUCUUGGAUGAACAACGAUCAUAAAAUAUUGCUUUGCAUUUUGCUUUGUCUGUUCUCUUUUGUAGUUAUUGUUUGUACUUUGAAAUUUUGCCUGCCUGCUCUUAUCUCUCUUGCUACUUUCUCUAGAAAUUGCUACAUGAGGCUUCCUGCCCAGGCUGUGCCUUCUUGCCUAGCCUUUGUGCGUCCAGUAGAGGUAAAUGAAUAACAUACAAGUAGAGCAGUGGGAAAGCUGUUGUAUUUAUCUGCUUUCUUACAACCAAUAUUAUGUUUCCAUGUAGGACUUCUGGUCAACAAAAGCCAUAAAGCGUUUCCAACAGCUGUGUGGUUGUGGCCCUCUGGUGGGCCUGGUGCUUCAGUAUGUCAUGGAUGUUUUAUACUUGUUCCUUUGCGAUACGUCAUCCGAUGAAGAUGUUUAUCUUCACCAAGUAUUGACAUCUAAUGGUUUGGGACACGUUGGUCAAGAGCCAGGAUUUUACAAGGUGAGAGAAGUCAAAAGAAAGUUACUGUGCAACAAGCAUCAAUUCAGCAUUAAACAUGUGUGAUAAAUAUGUAAGCUGCGUAGAAAAGCCUGCAAUAAGAAAUAAUUGCAUGUGUUGUAGCCCUUCCAAAAGAAAUAAAGGCAACUGUAGAUUAACCUGCCACACAAACUAAGGAACUGCUAUUAGUGUAUGAUGUAAAAAGCACUUUAUUAUGCAAAAUUAUUAUGUACUGUAUUUCUUUCAUUAAUAGGCACAAAACACUGCCAGCAAAUAAAAGCAAAGACAAAUACAGUAAAUUGCAUUGGAAGUCAUGUACUCUGAUAAGGAAUUAUAUUUUUGGAACAAGGAUGAGGGGAUGUGGCUAAAGGCAGGCUUAUGGUGUAGCAAAAAGGAUUUUUUUAAAUUAAACUCGAGGUGGCAAUUGAACAGAGCAUCUGCCUUGCAAAGACUCAUUGCGCUGCAGUGGGCUGUCAGUGAUUGGACAGCCACAGAAAGCCUGGGGUAGGUUAGAAGGGCUUGCACAUGCUUCAGACAAGAGGAAUGUAGCUUUUGCAAACUGUUUUACAUAUACCCCCAGUGAAAAAAUGGAUAAUUAAAUGCAUGCAUGUUUUUGUUGGGGGAUGUAUCUACUAAACAGUGAUUAAAAAAACAAAACAAAAAAACCCAAACAUUUUUUAGCUAUAAAUUAAACAGGCCCUGCUAUUACCUGGUUUAGUUAGCUAACUGGAGCUAAACUCAAGAGGCAGCAAGUGCCCAGAGCACCUGCCUUACAAAGACCUCUCUUUGAGCUGCAUUGGGAAGUCUGGGAGGGGUUAGAACAGGUUGGGCUCGUAAAGGCUGCAGACAGCAGAUGUCCUGCUUUUGCAAGCUACUUUUAGAUAUACCCUCAGGUUACAUUGAAGCACCCUCUGUUGAUGUUAAUUACAACCAAUUUAUUUGAUUUUAUAUCUUGGAAGCAGUUGUGCAUUAUUAUUAUUAUUUUUAUUAAAGGGACACUUCAGGUACCUAUACCUCUUUAGUAUAUUUUAUAGAUUUUUGCCUCCAUAUGCUGUAUGCUCAAAUCUUUAUAGUUUUUGCACACAAAAAAUAAAUGUUUUGUAGUAUGCAGCCUCUUUAGCUACGCCCCCUCACUACCUUAUCAAAAUGGCAUGCUCACAGCUUGGCCACUGACAGUACUGAAGGAUCUGCAUUAAAAGGACUGGACACCAUAAAGUAAGGAUAUCACUAAUUGUCUUUAGCUUCUCUGACUGUCCACAGCCAGGUUGUGCAUUAAAAACAGCUCACUCAGGCUGAGACUGUACACAAAUUCUGGCAUGAGGGUGUGUGGCAGGCUUAUGGUGCAGCAUUCUGCAAAACAUUUAGUUGUUUUUUUUUUUUUUCAAAUGAAAAUACAGCAUAUGAAAGGGGCACUCAAUGCACGCAAACAGUUCCAUCUAAAUUAAGGUAAUGGUGCCAGGAGGCCUCUUGAGGUUCUAUUACCUGAAGGGAUUAAAUUGUUCUAGAAUGUUUAAACCCAAAAUUGUCUCCAGCUGCGAUUGUUCACUUUCCCCCAUUGACAUGCGGCUUCAGAGUUUUCAGAUUCAGGAUGUGCGGAGUGCCAAUCAAUGACUCCCCAUUCACAAAGCUGGCUUGGAAAAUGCACUAAAGUUGUAUUGGUGCCCAAAGUGGUGUGUGUGUGUAUAUAUAUAUAAUAUAAUUUUUUUUAUUUUAUUUAUUUUUUUUUUUUUUACAUACUAUAACAAUAAUUAUUUUCACUGUAUAACAUCAGUAGUUUCUGAAUGUUCACAUCAAGAAAAUGUAAUACUUUGUGGAGUGUUUCUCUUCCCUUUUCAAAAUAUCGUAGAAUGUGCAGAAAUGCAAUCCGUAUAUGCACCAUCUUAAACAUUCCCCAGUCAAGGCUCCAGAAGUGUGUCUAGAGGAAUGUUCAAAGAGUUCGAUGGAAAACAAGUGUGUUCCUUCUGAAAACAUAAGUGACUAUGAACCAAUCCAUGAGGUAAAGUUAUUGAAGAGCCUUUGACAUCGACUCAAAAUUUAUAGUCAACCUUUCUCAGUUGCCUAAAAUAUUUAGGUUUUUUUUUAUCCUAACUAUUCUAACUGAUUCCAUUUUAAACUGUGAUAAUUGCAUUAGAGCUCAUUCAUCUACAGUCUGCUACAAAAGUCAAAUGUCCAUUCAGAGCAUCUGCCGUUUUUAGAUUGUAAACACUACAUUUUAUUUAGGUAACUUAAGGGUCAAUAUUCAAAAUAUUGUUAAGAUGUGAAAAAUUGUUAGAUUUGCAUUAUACCAAUUGCUCAACUAACUUUUUUUUUUUUGUAGAGUAGAUUACAUUAAUCUUAUUUGAAACUUGACUUGUCAUGCUUGUGUUUGCUAUUUUUUCUUGUUUCAUUUACAUUCCAUGGGGAGUAAAGCAUUGUUUAAUCAGUGUUGUCUUUUCCUUUCCUAUGAUAUUGUAGGAUGUGAAAUUUGAGAUGCCAUAUCUUGAAGCACUUCCCACAGGUGGCGAUAUAUGGGAUGAGAAUUGGUCUUUAUCAGGCAGUGUAGUUUCUCUUGAGGAAGCAUCCAAGCCCGCAGACCUGAACUUAAAAAUAUGUCAAGAGCAGGAGACCGAAGAUGAGGUUUGUCUUUAGUUUAGCAAUACAUGUUUGCUUUCCUUGCUGUCUAGAAAUAAUUGUUAAACGGUUGCUCCAACCACCAUGACCACUUCUGCAUUUAGAAUUAAUUAUAAUGUAAGCCAUGUCUAUGUGCAGUGUUUCUGCGUUUUUGUGCCAGAGUGUAAAUAUGAUCUAGUCAGUCGUAAGUCUAUUGCGGACUAACUAAUGUGAGUCCUCUCCGUAAAAAGCGCGCAUCUUCAGCGUGCACUAUGUGCUGCAUAUGGUCAUAAUAAGCCUAUUUUCUUGCAAGUAGCAAUGUGAGUGUACCUGCAAGGAGACAUCUAUAGGACUCUGUGUGUGUGUGUGUGUGUGUGUCAGCUUCUAAAUAACUGUCUCAUUGUAAAACUGUCCCCUCCCUCUGUUAUGCCUGGCCUCCUAGCCCUCCCUACAUUAUAUUUUGUAACUGCUUAUUUCUUCAUCUCCUCUUGGAAUGGCACUGGAUUUAACAGUAUUUCUUCCUUUUCUCUUAGCCCAACUCUGGAUUCAAGGUCAAAUAUUUUUUUUUCUUUCCUAAUUUUACAAAAAUUUAAACACAAAGUGCAGGGGAUAAUAAGUGAAAGGUAUUGAAUGCAUUUACAGCCAAAAUAAAGUACGUUUUAAUGAGGGUUGAAGUGACCCUUUUACCAAUGAUGCAAAGAAUAGAUUAUAACCGCUAUUAUCACAAGUUAUUAAAACAUUGAUUUUGUUCUCCUGCAGCCUUCAAAGCUUUCUGCAGAGUCUGAUGAUGGUACCCAAAUGCAAGAUCCCUUGGAGGAAUUUUACAUUUCUCUAAUCCAGUCCAGGAAAUCACAAGAUAAUAAUGUUGAACAACAGUCUUCAGCUAGAGACCUUCCAGAACUUGAGAUUGUCAGCCUAUCCAACAUAGAACAUGAUCCAGGUAAUUCUUCACACCGUGUUCCACUUUUGAAGUGCAUACCAUUCUGAAGAAUAAGAUUGAAUGGCUGGAAAGCUACAGGAUGAAUGACCGAUGGAGUUUGUACAAAGACAAAAUGCAUUCAGCAUAGUUUUAGAAAGUACUAAUUCUUACCUUUUUGGUCUUUUUUUGUAGGCAGCCAGUUGUCCAAUACAUCAGUUGAUGAAAAAUUAUGUGAGAAAAAUGACGUUCUCUUAUGUGAGGAACCAACAUAUUACCAGCAAGCUAGCAUCAACCCAUUUGUGGGAUUACAAAAGCUUCACAUGUCUAGAAAUACAAUGGUGGCCCUUGGACCAGCAGCUCGAUUGGCCACUUCUGGCAGAUUUAUGAAUUGGGCUACUGACCAAUGA
Messenger RNA from Pelobates cultripes (western spadefoot toad), 15405 nucleotides. Lineage: Eukaryota; Metazoa; Chordata; Amphibia; Anura; Pelobatidae. The record is from the annotation of a GenBank genome assembly.